GUGUUUGACUAUGAUCGAUUUUCAAGGAACGAUGUUGUGGGAGAGGUGAGGGUUAACAUGCUCGACCUGGAUGUAACCUCGAGCGUGGAAGUUUGGGGUGACAUCACUAAACACAAGAAGCCUCCAGAGGAACUCCAGGAGGUGCUGUUGUCACUAAGCUACCUUCCGUCUGCCGAGAGACUCACAGUAGUCUUGCUCAAAGCGAGGAAUCUCUUCCGACCUAAGAACAAGGAAACCAUUGAUCCAUUUGUCAAGGUUUAUCUACUGAGCAGUGGAAAAAGGGUGAAGAAGAAGAAGACUGCUACAAGAAAGGCAAGCACAAACCCUGUUUGGAAUGAAGCUUUGACAUUCAACAUUUCAUCCGCAAAUCUAGCAAAUUCAGCUAUUGAGGUCUGCGUGAUGGACGGGGCAGGAGGGAGUGACCUGAUGGGCAGCACUCCGUUGUUGGGUUGCUGCGUAGUGGGGCCCCACGAGGAAGGUGCAGGUCAGGAUCACUGGACGGAUAUGACCCAGAGCCCGCGCAAGGCUGUGGCCAUGUGGCACACUUUACGAUAGAAGCAGGAAAGCGCAAAGUCACAUCCUGAAUACACGAGAAAUUGCAACAUUUUGAGCCGAAUUUAGCAAACCUGCAGUAUGAAGAAGCGAGGAUCCAAGAGAAGUUGUUGUUAUUUGGAUUUCAACGAUGGAUAUAAAGUUAAAGAGUGUCUUAUAAGUCACUUUAUGGAAUUAGAAAUCCCUUUUAAAGGGAUUGUUUCCUUUAAGUUACAU
Molecule: messenger RNA, 768 nt
Organism: Homalodisca vitripennis (glassy-winged sharpshooter)
Lineage: Eukaryota; Metazoa; Arthropoda; Insecta; Hemiptera; Cicadellidae
Product: synaptotagmin-5-like
Exons: 5
Biological process (GO): calcium-ion regulated exocytosis; regulation of calcium ion-dependent exocytosis; cellular response to calcium ion
Molecular function (GO): calcium ion binding; phosphatidylserine binding; clathrin binding
Source: RefSeq, a predicted model, not a curated record